This is a messenger RNA of Beta vulgaris subsp. vulgaris (sugar beet), 2141 nucleotides long. RefSeq lists its product as hypothetical. The record is from RefSeq and is a predicted model, not a curated record. The transcript has 16 exons. Lineage: Eukaryota; Viridiplantae; Streptophyta; Magnoliopsida; Caryophyllales; Amaranthaceae. Bases 200 to 1639 code for a protein of 479 amino acids.
UCCCUAAGAUUUAAUCUCGUCUGCGUCAGUAACGUUCCGUCGCAAUUGGAAAACAGAAAGAAAAGGAAAACACACAACUUUCUCUAUCCGCCAUUUUAUCCUGUGAAGCGUUGUGCUGUAUUGGCAGAACCCCAACAUUUUGUAGCAAUACACUUCAUUCCUCCACAGUCCAGAGUCGACCUCCUAAAAGUGGCCACUGAUGAGCUUAAGUUUUGCUGUUGAAAUUGGCUUCCUCCAUAGAAACUCCAGUUUUCCGGGUUCCUUCAACGUCAAACCAAAUGUUAAGAACAGAAGCUCAAAAUUCUCAGUUUUUGCGCACUUUCCCAAUACAAAGUCCAAUGAAGAAUUGUUGGUGGUAGUGGGUGGUGGUGCUGCUGGAAUUUAUGGUGCAAUUUGGGCUAAAACUGUUGCACCCAACCUCAAUGUUAUUGUCAUUGAAAAAGGACAACCACUAUCUAAGGUAAAAGUUUCUGGAGGGGGUAGAUGCAAUGUAACUAAUGGGCAUUGCCCUGACAAUGCGAUCAUGGCAGAACAUUACCCUAGGGGAAAUAAAGAAUUGAAGGGAUCCUUCUUUAGCAUGCACAGCCCACUUGAUACAAUGUCUUGGUUUACUGAUCGUGGAAUCAAACUCAAGACUGAAAGUGAUGGCCGGGUAUUCCCUGUCAGUAAUAGCUCAUCUUCAAUAAUUGAUUGCCUUAUGACUGAAGCAAGGAAAAAAAGAGUUUCGUUGCAAACAGGGAAAACUGUGAGUAGUGCAUCUAGCAGUGCUGCUGGGAAGUUUGUUCUCAAGAUUGAAAUGCGUACUUCUCCUUCCACUGACCUUGUUGAAGCUGAUUAUCUGUUAAUUGCUACCGGAAGCAGCAAGCAGGGCUAUGGUCUUGCAGGUCAGCUUGGCCAUUCGAUUAUAGAUCCAGUCCCUAGUCUUUUCACCUUCAAGAUCAAAGACGCCAACUUGCCCGAACUAUCGGGGGUUACCUUCUCCAAGGUGAAAGCUAAAUUGAGACUGAAAAAUGGUGGAAAAAUUAUACCACAGCUUACACAGGUUGGACCAAUGCUAGUCACUCACUGGGGUCUUAGUGGUCCUGUGGUUCUUCGGCUGUCUGCGUGGUCAGCUCGUGAUCUUUACAGCUCAGGCUACAAAGGGACACUUAUUUUGGAUUUUGCGCCUGAUCUUCAUAAAGAGGAAGUGAAGUCAAUCCUCUUAAACCAGAAGAAGAGUUUUGCAAAGCAAAAGGUGGUCAAUUCAAGUCCUUUAGAAUUCAACCUUGUCAAGAGAUUUUGGAAAUAUUUGCUUAAGCGUGAGGGUUUAGCUGAAGAUAUCUCAUGGGCUUCCAUUUCUACUGAUGCAUUAAUUUCUGUUGCCUCCCUGCUGAAACAGUGUCCAUUUGAAGUGACAGGAAAGGGCCAAUUCAAAGAUGAAUUUGUCACUGCUGGAGGUGUUCCCUUGUCUGAGAUUUCAUUGAAAACGAUGGAGAGCAAAAUAUUGUCAAACUUGUUUUUUGCAGGAGAGAUAUUGAACAUCGAUGGGAUAACUGGCGGGUUCAAUUUUCAGAAUGCAUGGACGGGUGGAUACAUUGCUGGCACUAGUAUUGGUAACUUAGCAAGAGAUAGAGCCCUUAUGGUGGAGAGAUUCCCAUGAAAUCACUCCAAAUGGCUUUCUGCAGCUGAUGCUACAACUGCCGAACCUGAUGAACUAAGUAUGUCGAUGCUUACUAGGAUGCCCAAGAAUGGAUACUUGAAAUUUUUGGUCUUUCAACCUAAUUUGCGUUGGCCACAAAGUUAAAGAAUAGACAGCAUGUAAUUUUGUUGAGGUAAAAGAUCGUAUAGAAAGAGGGAAAAAUAUAUGGGAAGAACCAACCAACCGUGGUGACUGGUGACAGAGUUUGAUCUUUUUUUGGGGAGGGGGGGGGGGGGGGGAGUGGGCUGUGGCCUCCCUCAUAGUUUACAAGAUGAUGGAAGAAGUUUUCUAGCACUGUUACUCCAAAACAUUGUUGCCAAGUUUUAGUUUCGACACAUUAAAAGCUAUACCUUGUUUAGAUUACAUAUUUGCAACAUUUUCAUAUGUAGGAUUGCUUUAUCAUGAUAUAGAAGUUGUACCAAGCCAUUUCAACUUUAAAACCACUUUAAUUUUUUUUCAAGAU